Molecule: messenger RNA, 360 nt
Organism: Eimeria mitis
Lineage: Eukaryota; Apicomplexa; Conoidasida; Eucoccidiorida; Eimeriidae
Exons: 2
Coding region: 1-360 (119 amino acids)
Source: RefSeq, a predicted model, not a curated record
AUGAAGGGGAAGCCACCUGCGGCGAAGGGAGCGGAGUGGGAGGAAGUGGUCUCCGAAGGCGGAGGUCAGCCUGGUCGAGGUUUUGGAGGUCAAGAUCUCCACGUACCCAACAGGGAGCACCUUCGGAAGCCUAUGAAAUGCAAGGAUUGCCUGAUUCAGGACCCUCCACAUCUGGUGCUGGCCCAGGUGGCACUGCAGAUCAAGAAGGCGAUCGACGUGGUGCAGGGCGCCGAGUUAAACACCAAACUUCUGUACCCAUUGGAGACCUCACGGACACCCAUCACUGGAAAAAGCAUUGGAACACGCGCAGCGUCUCCUCAAUUUCCUUUACCAUCUUCACAAGGGCCCAUACAGCAGUAA